GGUCCGGGGUUUGGGGGCGCCGUUCGCAUCUAAGCGAUUAUUUGAGCGCUUGGGAAAGUUGCGGGGGUGGAGGGGAUACUUUAGGGUUCCCGGGAGCUUAAGAAACGCCUUGGGUUUGGGUUGUUUUGUAGUGUGGGAGGCUGGGUUGUGUUUUAGAGGUGUCCUUUGUGGUUCGGGGUGUCCGGUGGGCACAGGAUGCCUGGCCUUGAGUACUUCCUACCUGGGUGACCAAGGACAGGAGGGCGCUUCCCUUCCUGUGGCCCAUCUGCAAACAGGAGCUGCGGAGACUGCCGGCCUCCCAGGCCCCGCAGAGCCGCGAUUGUCGGAGCAGUGCCUAGGAAGCCUGCUGGAGCGUGCGGGACACGUGUCUGCUGUUGUACCACUCGAGGUUCCAUUAGGGACUGUUGACAUAUUUGUUUGGCUUGGGGUUCGUUUUAAAUAGGGUGUUUUUAUGUCUGAGUUCUUUCAAGGUUCGGGAGCUUCUGGGGAAUGAAGGGGUAGAAUAAGGAUCGGUGUCUGGAAUGAGCGGAGGAUGUCAGGAGACCCACUGAGUCACCUGUGAGAUUCGGGCCAGAAGAGGGCACCAGAUCUCAUAGUUGGUUGUGAGCCACCAUGUGGUUGUUGGGAAUUGAACUCAGGACCUCUGGAAGAACAGCCAGUGUUCUCAACCUCUGAGCCAUCUCUCCAGCCCAGCUAACUUUUUCUAUAAAAGACUAGCCUCCUCAGAUCUGGGAUUGUAAGCACGCAUCACCAUGCCCUGUUGGAGGGUUGUUUUCAUGUUGAGAUGUCUGGAAGGAGAUGGGCCAAAGAUGGAGACUAGGCAUCUGCUGCUUACUGGUGGCAUGUGGCGCUCCCUACCACCAUCCUGGUCCUGAGAUUCAGUGGCUGCCUGCUGUUUGCCAUCACCUCCCAGCAUGGACAGGGGCAGCCUCCUGCCCUUCCAGCUCUGGUGCCCCAGGCCCUUUGGAACAUAUUCCCAGAACCAGCCACGCCCGCCUUCCGCUGCCCUCAAGCCUCCAGCCUGCUCUGACACAAGCAGUGGGACUGAGCCUGACCAUGGACCUGCACACUCAGAGAACACACCACCUGCCUUGGCUGCAGAAGCCCCCACCUCCCAGCAUGCUCCACUCCUCUCUUCAGCAGCUGCUGGCGAUGAGGGUCGAGUUCUGCUGGACACGUGGUAUGUAAUCAAGCCUGGAAAUACAAAGGAGAAGGUGGCCUUCUUCGUGGCCCACCAGUGUGGUGGAGGUAGCCGGGCUAGCUCUAUGAAGGUCAAAGGGCACUGGGGCAGUGAUAGCUCCAAAGCCAAGAGGAGGAGGCGCUGCCUUGAGCCCACCAAGGCUCCUCCAGACCCAGGGGGCAGAGGAGGAGCCCCUGCCACCGAGGGGGCGCCCACGGCAUCCGGGGAUGAUGUAGACCUGCUCUCCGUAGCAGAAAUGGUGGCUCUGGUCGAACAGAGAGCCGCCCUGGCCCUGCAGAGUUACCCACGCCCCACUACCCCAGCUCCGGUGGUCUUUGUGUCAGCUGAGCAAGGAGGACCAGCCAAGGGCUUGGGGUCAGAGAGGCGGUCUGGUGGUGGUGACUGCAGCCGAGUGGCUGAGGCAGUGGCCCACUUUGAGGCCCAGCGGGACAGCCCUCCAACCAAGGGUCUGCGCAAGGAGGAGCGGCCAGGCCCCGGGCCUGGUGAGGUGCGUAUAGCUUUCCGCAUCUCCAAUGGCCGAGAGCCCCGUUCACCAGAUGGCAGUUUACCUACUUGGAGCGGAGGCCGGCCUGGUAGUCCCUACCCUGGUAGUCCUGGGCCUGGGGCUCGAGCCAAAGACAAAAUCACUUGCGACUUGUACCAGCUCAUCAGCCCCUCCAGGGAUGCCCUUCCCAGCAACAUGGAGUUCCUCCUGGCCAGGGCAGACGAAGCCAGUGAAGGUGAGACGCCAGCCCCGGCCAGGCCUGAGGAUACUCCCCCAGCACCCCCUCCACCCCCUGCCCGAGACUGUGGAGCGUCAGGAUUCCAUGUGGAUGUGGUGGUGACAGGUGUAGUGGACGAGUGCAUCUUCUUUGGCAAAGAUGGCACUAAGAACGUGAAGGAAGAGACUGUCUGCUUGACAGUGAGCCCCGAGGAGCCGCCCCCACCUGGUCAGCUCUUCUUCCUCCAGUCCCGGGGUCCAGAAGGGCCACCUGAGCCACCCCCAGCUGAUACACCAAGCCUAGUGCCAGGCCCUGACGAUCCUGAGGGCACAGCAGACACCUCCCUGUGCCGCCUGUACCGGCACGUGUCGCAUGACUUCCUGGAGAUUCGCUUCAAGAUCCAGCGUCUUCUGGAGCCACGGCAGUACAUGCUGCUGCUGCCUGAGCAUGUGCUGGUCAAGAUCUUCAGCUUCCUGCCCACCCGAGCCCUGGCAGCCCUUAAGUGCACCUGCCACCACUUCAAGGGCAUCAUCGAGGCUUUUGGUGUGCGUGCCACGGACUCGCGCUGGAACCGGGACCCACUCUAUCGCGAUGACCCCUGUAAGCAGUGCCGCAAGAGGUACGAGAAGGGCGACGUGUCCCUCUGCCGCUGGCACCCCAAGCCCUACCACCAUGACCUGCCUUACGGACGCUCCUACUGGAUGUGCUGCCGCAGAGCGGAUCGCGAGACCCCAGGCUGUCGCUUGGGCCUGCACGACAACAACUGGGUGCUGCCGUGCAGUGGAGUGGGUGGGGGCCGAGCUGGCCGGGAGGAGGGGAGGUGAAGCCCGGGGUGAGGGGACACCCGCCAUACCUAAGCCCUUCCUGCUUUGCUGGGAGCUGGGGACCAGGAAUGCAUCACCAGCCGACACCUACAGUCCAUCCAGCGCUGAUCUCCCCUAGAACUGGGACCAGGUUUGGGGGUUGACGGGGUAAAUGCCCCAGUUGACUCCUGUUGGUUUUUUACUCUUCAGAGCCAGGGCCAUGGACCCUCAGAGAGGGUUGUGUUUUGUUGUUUUUUAUCAGCAUCUCAGUUGCGCCUCCAUCAAGCCCUAAGCCCACCCGAGUCUCCACCCCAGGGACCCACCAGCAGGGAGCAGACGGCAGCUAAUUUUGGUACCACCUGAGGCUUUUCCUCAAGCUGGCCCUCCCCAUUCUGUGCCUCCCCAGUUCUUUGUCUGCGGGGCUGUGUUCACCCAAAGGGCCGCAGUCUCCGAGGUUGACGCCUCCAGGCCAUUAGCUUGCAACUCCAGUCGGCACUCUCUGGAGGCGGCCCACCAUUUCUAGAUGUUUUCCUCAUUAAAGAAAUGAUUUCUCCCGAA
Messenger RNA from Peromyscus californicus insignis, 3263 nucleotides. RefSeq names its product F-box protein 46 (gene Fbxo46). NCBI's taxonomy places the organism in Eukaryota, Metazoa, Chordata, Mammalia, Rodentia, Cricetidae. The transcript is spliced from 4 exons. The record is from RefSeq and is a predicted model, not a curated record. Gene Ontology annotation, molecular function: protein binding. The coding region runs from base 915 to 2726 and encodes 603 amino acids.